CGUUUUGAGCGACGGACCGAACCCGAACCCCCGCGCCAGGACGGAGGGGAUUUUUUUUCCUUUUCCCCCCCACCCUCCCCCCCGGGCGCGAACCGCUCUCCAAUGGCCGACGCCCGAGGCGAAGACGGAGCCGCGGCUCCCAGCGAGGAAAAACUUCCCGAAUCUCAGGAUUCUAGUCCAGAAGAAGGACUGGACCCGUCGGCUGGCGAGCCUGAAAUGGAAUGCCUGAGGAAUCUGCUGAUGCGUACAGGACUCCAAGACCCUCCGGCCCAGAAAGUGUUGGAUGAAUGUUCGCUGUCUGGAGUUGCCAAGUACAUCUUGAGCGGGAAAUGCAACAGAAUUAUUUGUAUCGUUGGAGCAGGCAUCUCAACAUCGGCUGGUAUUCCAGAUUUCCGGAGUCCAGGCACCGGGAUCUAUGACAACCUCAAGCAGUACGAACUCCCUUACCCUGAGGCAAUCUUUGAGAUUGAUUACUUUAAGAAACAUCCAAAGCCUUUCUUUGAACUCGCGAAGGAACUCUUCCCCAGUCAGUUAAAGCCCACAAUUUGCCAUUAUUUCAUACGAAUGCUGAGAGAUAAGAAGCUGCUUCUACGCUGUUAUACGCAGAAUAUCGACACCCUGGAGCGUGUGGUGGGGCUGAGUGAUCGGCAUUUGAUUGAGGCUCACGGCACAUUCUACAGGUCACACUGCGUGAACAAGCUUUGCAUGAAGAAGUAUGACUUCGACUGGAUGAAAGAUAAGAUCUUCACCCAAACAAUCCCCUUUUGUCAGAAUUGUUACUCUCUCGUGAAACCCGAUAUUGUAUUUUUUGGGGAGGGGCUUCCAGAAAAGUUCUUUGAGGCCAUGCAGAUGGAUUUCCCUUCAUGUGACCUUCUCAUGAUCAUGGGAACCUCGCUCCAGGUGCAACCCUUCGCCUCCUUGGUCAACAGGGUUCCGCGUUCUACUCCGAGGCUCUAUAUUAACAAGGAACGUUUUCCUAAGAAAGAUACCUUGAAGGAGUUUCUGGGCUUGUCUGUCCAACUCGACUUUCAUUCAGGAAAGGCGUACAGGGAUGUAGCCUACAUCGGACUGUGUGACGAUGGGUGUCUGGAUUUGGCUGAGCUCCUUGGAUGGAAGGAGGAGUUGGAGAAGAUCGUGUUGGCGGAACACACAAAGAUAGACCAAGCCGCCCUGAGGCCCCACCGCAAAAGCUCUGUGGGCAAGAGGGUAAGCCAACGGGUUGGCAGAAGCGCAAGUUCAUCAUCAAGCGAGACCCAGGAUUGAGGCCUUUGACACACACUCAUGCACUCACGCACGGGGAGAGGGGAAAUGACCAAAAACACAGUCAAAGAAGCAGAUCUCGAGACGGACUUUGAAUGGGGGGGGGG
This is a messenger RNA of Callorhinchus milii (elephant shark), 1367 nucleotides long. RefSeq names its product sirtuin 2 (silent mating type information regulation 2, homolog) 2 (S. cerevisiae) (gene sirt2). The transcript is spliced from 16 exons. Lineage: Eukaryota; Metazoa; Chordata; Chondrichthyes; Chimaeriformes; Callorhinchidae. The coding region runs from base 103 to 1263 and encodes 386 amino acids. The record is from RefSeq and is a predicted model, not a curated record. Gene Ontology annotation, molecular function: histone deacetylase activity, NAD-dependent; NAD+ binding.